AUGCGAUCAAUCAAACGUUUUUGUGAUAGAUUACCAUUAAUGACAAUUAAAAGCCAUAACGUUAAAUUAUCAUCUAAAGAUAUCCCAUCCACGUCUAAAAAAUCAAAGGAAACAUAUUUCUUUUCAGUUACAGAUCAUAUUAAACGGAUAUUAAGUAAUCUAAAGAUAAGAAAUUGUCUUUAUUUUAGUGAAGGAAUUGAAACUGAUACUAAAUCGGAAUUCUGGUAUGAAGAAUUGUGGCAGCAAUCACCUCUCUUUAGAGCAGAAUGCUAUCAUCAUAACAAUG
This is a messenger RNA of Funneliformis caledonium, 286 nucleotides long. The record is from the annotation of a GenBank genome assembly. Lineage: Eukaryota; Fungi; Glomeromycota; Glomeromycetes; Glomerales; Glomeraceae.